AGCAGGCCAGACUGUGAGACUCAAGCAGGCUGUCUCUCAAGACUUGAAAGAUCCGUUUGGCUGUUCAAAUAUCUUCAUACAAGAUACCUACUUCCAGAGCAAAGAGCGUUUUUGAUUUCAGACCUUCAAACUCGGAGAUGUGCGCUUCUACUCAAAACAUGUAUUCGCGCAGAUACUCAUCUCCUGAAGCGUUGGCAAAGCUCAGCACACGAGAGACGAUGAUAAUGAAGGAUGUUGAUCUAAGCUCGUCUCCUACGUGCACUUAUGAUGGAUGUCAAGAGUGGGUUUUACAAAGGAUGUCAAACAGAUCCUCAUCCGAUGUCAAAGUCCGAAGCAGAUACUACGAUUCUGACCUGGCAAAGAUCCCAGUACAACUCUUUGAUCCCAUCCCGGAAAACCCUUAUCAAGAACAAGCAAGCAAUACACACCGCGAGAAAAAAGGGCAACUAGCGAGUGAGAAGUCUAUUGGGCGCCUUGGAGAAAUUCUAUCAGAAGGAAGCUAUGCACCGGUGGAAUUGCUCGAACGAAGUCCAUUUGGAAGUGCAAUUGAUGAAAUGGGAAAUUUUAUAUCCUCGAGCAGAAAUCGAGCUACUAGAUCUUUUUCCUUCGGGGGCUUUUGCUAGAAUUUCAUUUUUUUCGGAAGGGGUUGAGCUGGAUUUGUACAAUAGACACUAUUUUCAUAUCUGUAUUCAUUGAAUCACAUUAAAACAUUCUAAAUUUUC
Messenger RNA from Guillardia theta CCMP2712, 722 nucleotides. RefSeq lists its product as hypothetical. Bases 225 to 623 code for a protein of 132 amino acids. Lineage: Eukaryota; Cryptophyceae; Pyrenomonadales; Geminigeraceae. The transcript has a single exon. The record is from RefSeq and is a predicted model, not a curated record.